AUGGAUAAACAGACUAAUCAACUGGAAGUGAUCACGCCCGAACAGGCCGCCAAACAUGUGGGCAUGCCGCUGCACACCAUUGCAUUCAGUGAAUUUGUUGAUGUUCAGGAAGUAAACUGGGAACGAUUUUCAAGCAAACUGAAAACGUUCGAUUCGAACCUGACCAUGAAAGAGGACGGCAUUGAAAUGUUCGAUGGUGAAAUUACUGUAACAGCUGUGGCGGGCAAUGAAAAGAAGGUCGAAGUAACAUGGGAUGAACCACGUGAACGAUGGUCUGUACUGGUGAAAAAUGCACUUCGCGAAGAAUUCGAUUUGUAA
This is a messenger RNA of Gongylonema pulchrum, 318 nucleotides long. The record is from the annotation of a GenBank genome assembly. NCBI's taxonomy places the organism in Eukaryota, Metazoa, Nematoda, Chromadorea, Rhabditida, Gongylonematidae.